Molecule: messenger RNA, 414 nt
Organism: Symsagittifera roscoffensis
Lineage: Eukaryota; Metazoa; Xenacoelomorpha; Acoela; Convolutidae
Exons: 2
Coding region: 2-367 (121 amino acids)
Source: RefSeq, a predicted model, not a curated record
CAUGAUGAUCCGGUGCUGGCGGGAGAAACCGGAGGAGCGUGCCGACUUCCCUCAGCUACUGACCGCACUCUCCGAUGACUCGGAGGAGAAUCCUCAUUCGUCCCUCAUUCAACUCAACAACGACGACAACAGCUCUUCGGGGGAGCAGCACCACACCGAGUGUCCCCCUCCCCCCGUGCCCACGAAGAAGCCAAACAAUGCACCUGUGGGUCAGACUGGUCCGAGUCAAAAUGUGUUGGGUAGCCAGAGAGGGUCUGUUUCUGGUCAGCAAAUGGGAUUGGAAUCGAACACUUUGUCAAGCUCUGAAGCUGGAUCCAUGAAAAGAAAAAUGUCAUCUCCGAAUAUAGUCCAAUCGCAAUUGAGAUAAGAGAAAACGAAAACCGAGAUACGAGUGUGAAAAGUAACGAGACCGCA